CAUGACCAAAUCUCAUGGAGCCAAGUGGACCCUGAACUUUAUGACUCUGAGGAAAGAAUCCUGCAUUUUCCAAUUUUUGCCCCGCGCCUGCAAAAAAAUAUCCUUUCUGCCCACCGAUAAGCGCUUAUCAAGCGGCGGCGAACCAAAUUCUCCCACUCUAGGAUUUCUAAAAGUCACUGAACAUCAUUCAUUUCCACCCAAACAACACCAUCAAAUUUCACACGACAUCGUUGCCCAACAUGUCGAUGGAUCUGGAUGACCAGCCUAUCUCUAUAGCCCCUGUCUCUCAGCAGCAGGGCUCUGCUACUAUUCUCUGCUGCAACUGCGGUGCCCCGAUCGAUGGAACCGCCUCCAGCGGCGCUCUCUGCUACGACUGUAUCAAGCUUACUGUCGACAUUUCCCAAGGCGUCCAGCGAGAGGCGACGCUCAACUUCUGCCGAGAUUGCGACCGAUGGCUCAUGCCCCCCAACAGUUGGAUCGUUGCCGCCCCCGAAUCCCGCGAAUUGUUAGCCAUGUGCCUCAAGAAACUUCGAGGUUUGAACAAAGUCCGUAUCGUGGACGCGAGCUUUAUCUGGACCGAGCCUCACUCGCGACGAGUAAAGGUCAAGAUCACAAUCCAGGAUUCCGUCCAAGAUGGUAUGCUGCUUCAACAGAGUUUCGAGGUUGUGUAUGUGGUGGCGUACCAGCAGUGCCCUGAGUGUGCCAAGUCGUACACUGCCAACGUUUGGCGAGCUGCUGUUCAAGUUCGUCAAAAGGUCCUUCACAAGCGAACUUUCCUUUUCCUCGAGCAGCUUAUUAUGAAGCACGGCGCACACAAAGAUACACUCAACAUUCGGGAGGCCAAGGAUGGUAUCGACUUCUUCUUCGCCCAAAAGAACCAGGCUGAGAAGUUCAUCGACUUCCUCAACUCUGUGGUGCCUGUCAAGGUGAAGGCGUCGCAGGAGCUUAUCUCUCACGAUACCCACACCUCUAAGUCGUCGUACAAGUUCACAUAUUCGGCCGAGCUGGUGCCUAUAUGUAAAGACGACUUGGUCGCUCUGCCUAUCAAGAUGGCCAAGCAAAACGGCAACAUCUCACCUCUCCUCCUCUGCCACAAGAUCGGUACCUCUGUGUACCUGUUGGACCCUCAGACCCUUCAGACUUGCGAUAUCAGCUCACCCAUCUAUUGGCGAGCUCCUUUCCUAUCUCUCACCGAUACGCAUGAGCUCGUUGAGUUCAUUGUCAUGGAUAUCGACCGCACAGCAACCCAGAAGGGCAAGUGGACGCUUGCCGAAGCCACAGUCGCUCGUGCCUCAGAUCUUGGUUCAAAUGACCGAACAUACUUCACAAGGACUCACUUGGGUCGACUCCUCCAGCCCGGUGAUUCUGCUAUGGGUUACCUGAUGGCCGGAACCGUUUUCAACAACACCGAAUACGAGAAGAUCGAGAGCUCGAACACAUACUCAUCGAGAAUCCCUGACGUGGUGCUAGUCAAGAAGCACUAUCCCCGCCGCAGAAAGAACCGCAAGAGAAACUGGCAGCUCAAGCGUAUGGACAAGGACGAGGGAGAGCUUCUUCCCAAGAAGGCAGACCAAGAACGCUUGGAUCAAGAGUACGAGCAGUUCUUGCGAGAUGUCGAGGAAGACGAGGAGCUCCGUGCUACGCUCGCCCUGUAUAAGGCUAAGAAGAGAGCCGAGGAGGAGAUGAGUGUGGCUGAGACUGAGGAGGAUGAUGAGGCACCUCACGUCGAUAUGAAUGAGUUGCUGGAUGACUUUGAUGAGCUUACAAUGGAGGAUCGGCCAAUGCAAGAAUAGGGCUUACAUGAAUGAAAAGAACUGAUUUGAUUUCCAUGCAAUAGGGCUCUGUUGGGCCACCGUUGAGAUUUCGUGAUGGUGAAUGUGCUCAGAGGAAUGAAGGAAUAUCGUCGAGUGAGGAUUUAGAGGGUGUUUUCUCUUCCGUUUUGCGGAACUGUUCCCUUGACUUUUGGCGCUGAAUUCUUCGUUUGUUGAUCCCAAAAGGAUCGUCAUCAUCGAUGUGUUCUUGAGCAUCGCGGCUUUUGGUUAUCUUACGUGCUUCGCUUCCUCCAGGUGCUGUUGUUGGUCGCUUAACGCUAGAGCCCGACCUUGAAGUUGUGUUCAUAGCUGAUUUCAGUGUGCGAGGAGUACUAAAUGCUGUUCGUGGAGUUGAUCGUGGCAUGGCUGGACUGGAUGUAUGCGUCGUGCGUGCUGCCUUUGUAGCUGCGGUGCGUGAGGGCGUAGUUGGAUCCAAGUCAUCUCCAUCAUCGGUCUCAUCGUCAUCGCCCAAAGAGAUCUGCCUCCUCUUUGCUGAAGAUGAAUUGGAUCCUUGCUUUAACCGUAGCGGGCUAAUCUUCUGUGAAUUGAAACCCGCCGAAGCUCUCGUUGCUGCGGUAUCAGCUAGACCUGUUGAUAUCCACUUGUGCUCCUUUCUGGGACUCUCCAUGAGACCUUGCAGACUUGACCCUACGUAAGGGGAGUCCUUCUUCUCAUUUGCGUCAUUACCUAAAAGCUUGCGCUGUUUGGCAUUGCGGCGUACGUCCUCCUGACGAUGUCGUGUAAGGAGGGUUGGCGCGCCGACUACAGGCCUUUCAAUCUCACGGAUUGUGUCUGCGUUUUGGUGUUUAGCCAAAUUCUUCAAACGAUUGUAUUCAGAAGCAUGAAUGUGAAGUGUGAAUUGGUGAGCCAUGUUGACGAAUUCGUC
Fusarium odoratissimum NRRL 54006 is the source of this 2697-nucleotide messenger RNA. RefSeq names its product nonsense-mediated mRNA decay protein 3. Gene Ontology annotation, molecular function: ribosomal large subunit binding. Gene Ontology annotation, cellular component: nucleus; cytoplasm. NCBI's taxonomy places the organism in Eukaryota, Fungi, Ascomycota, Sordariomycetes, Hypocreales, Nectriaceae. The transcript is spliced from 2 exons. The coding region runs from base 240 to 1793 and encodes 517 amino acids. The record is from RefSeq and is a predicted model, not a curated record. Gene Ontology annotation, biological process: ribosomal large subunit export from nucleus.